Molecule: messenger RNA, 1614 nt
Organism: Symbiodinium necroappetens
Lineage: Eukaryota; Dinophyceae; Suessiales; Symbiodiniaceae
Source: the annotation of a GenBank genome assembly
AUGUUCGUUUCGCACCAGUGGCUGAGUGACACACACCCCGAUCCACACUUCCAGCAGCUGCGAACCUUGCAAGAUGCGCUGAAGAACAUGGUGGCCGGAACCAGUAAGGUGAGUCUACCUGUGCUCUCAGAGAUGCUAAGUGGCCGCCGAAGGUGCCCUACUGCCAGUGAUUUCGCAUCCGGUCUUCAUGUCUGGUAUGACUACUUCAGCAUCCCGCAGAGCGCUGAUGGCCAGGCAUCUUUGGUCCGCCAGAAUGCCAUUCAGAGCAUUCCCUCGUACGUGGCAAGGUGCGAGUUCUUUAUCGUGCUGUGCCCGGCAUUCCGGCACAGAGACCAGGAGCGCACACUGAGCCAUGCAACCUGGGGUGAACGAGGGUGGUGUCGCACAGAGAGAGCUGCACGUGAACUUUCGACUCGCAGUGGUGGCGGUGGCUGCGUCAUCGUUAUAGAGAGCGCGACGCACCAGACAGUUUGGUGGAGAGGAAACAGGAUGAGCGAUGCACCUGGUGAAGGAGAGUUUACAUUGGAUGUUGACAGAGUGGGGAUUGGCAGUAUGAUCACCCAGAUGGUUUGGUCGAAGCUUUUGCAUUUCCUUGAACAACGAGAUUAUCACAACUACCGGUUCCUUCUCAACUCGCAUGCUGCGCGGUAUUUUCGAGCUCUUGACGUGGAGCCCAUUGACGGCCUUAUCCCGGGAUUCCGGACUCGGAUUGACCCGAGUGUUGACGACAAGGGCUUCAUGCUGGAGCGUUUCCUACAUCAGAAUGGCUUCAGGAGCAUCUUCGAGCGCGAUUCUGAAGGAUGGCCACCAGUUUGCUUCGCAGCAAUGAGCAACAACCUCGUGGUGCUGCAAGCGCUUCUUGACCGAAGAGUGGAUGUAAACCAGUCCACGAGCAAGCCCAAGGCAGACAUCGGCUUGCCCGCCAAAGUCACGGCUAUGGGAAUGGCUUCCCUCUUACGCAACAACGAAGCUGUUGAGCUGCUCCUGUCCGCCAGAGCCGAGGUGAACCCCAAGUUUGUUGGUGGUGGCACUACCCUCCAUCUGGCAUGUGCCGGGGACAAUGCGCUUGGAGUUCGUCUGCUGUGUCAUGCUCGAGCCGAUAUCAAUCAGCAAGCAAUACCGGGACUGAACCCUUUCAUGGUCGCUUGUGCAUGCGGAAGCGGGCGCGCCAUAAAGGAGAUGCUCGCUCUGAAUCCGCAUGUGAGCUUGCGGCACUCUCUACACAUCGCACUCAUGUGCGCUGGAGGCGGCUCUGCCGACUCCGUGCCGCUCUUGCUGGAGGCUCGAGCGGAUAUGAACGAACAGUUCCGAGUACAGAUCCGGGAGCCAGGUUGGUGGCUUCUAAUGAACGUCAUGGGCGUGAGGCAUCGGCUAAGCCCGUCCCGACUGACGUUGCUGGCAUAUCAUCAUUACGAUGCUACGCCGCUGAUGUUCGGCAUUCUGAGUGGUUGCCUGGAUUCCGUGUCCUCUCUGCUCUCAGCCGGAGCCAGAGUAGAUAUCCGCAACUACCGCAACAGAAUCGCAUCCGAUCUGGCACAUGAGAUGCUCGCGCCACCGUGGUUGAUAGAGGCUUGCUCGAUUGAGAGCUCUGAGAGCGAUACCUUCUUCAUUUGA